Tupaia belangeri chinensis (Chinese tree shrew) is the source of this 1140-nucleotide messenger RNA. Its product is annotated as phosphoglycerate kinase 2-like. The transcript has a single exon. Gene Ontology annotation, molecular function: ATP binding; ADP binding; phosphoglycerate kinase activity. Gene Ontology annotation, cellular component: sperm fibrous sheath; cytosol; extracellular exosome. Gene Ontology annotation, biological process: gluconeogenesis; glycolytic process. Bases 118 to 1140 code for a protein of 340 amino acids. Lineage: Eukaryota; Metazoa; Chordata; Mammalia; Scandentia; Tupaiidae. The record is from RefSeq and is a predicted model, not a curated record.
GGGGCGGGGCAAAGGGAAGAACGUUAGAAAUCAGCACCAAACGUGCCUCCCAGAAGCGGUGAAGUGGUUCUUCAACAUCAGGAACCAGGUGUCAACCUACGUCUUUAAGUUGUCAAGAUGUCUCUUUCUAAGAAAUUGACUUUGGACAAGCUGGAUGUUAAAGGGAAACGAGUCAUCAUGAGAGUAGAUUUUAACGUUCCCAUGAAGAAGAACCAGAUUACAAACAACCAGAGAAUCAAGGCUGCCAUCCCAAGCAUCAAGUACUGCCUAGAUAACGAAGCCAAAUCGGUAGUUCUUAUGAGUCACCUAGGCCGCCCGGAUGGUGUUCCCAUGCCUGACAAAUAUUCCUUAGAACCUGUUGCUGCUGAGCUCAAGUCCUUGCUGGGGCGGGAUGUUUUGUUCUUGAAGGAUUGUGUAGGCUCAGAAGUAGAGAAGGCCUGUGCCAACCCAGCUACUGGCUCAGUCAUCCUGCUGGAGAACUUGCGCUUUCAUGUGGAGGAAGAAGGGAAGGGCCAGGAUCCUUCCGGAAAGAAACUUAAAGCAGAGCCAGAUAAAAUAGUAGCCUUCCGAGCAUCACUCUCCAAGCUAGGAGAUGUAUAUGUCAAUGAUGCCUUUGGUACUGCACACCGAGCUCACAGUUCCAUGGUGGGAGUAAAUCUGCCCCAGAAAGCAUCAGGAUUCCUGAUGAAAAAGGAGCUGGAUUACUUUGCCAGAGCCUUGGAAAACCCUGAGAGACCUUUUCUGGCUAUACUUGGUGGGGCCAAAGUGGCAGACAAGAUACAACUCAUCAAAAAUAUGCUGGACAAGGUCAAUGAGAUGAUUAUCGGCGGUGGAAUGGCUUACACAUUCCUUAAGGUACUGAACAACAUGGAAAUCGGUGCUUCCCUUUUUGAUGAAGAGGGAGCCAAGAUUGUCAAUGAUAUCAUGGCCAAAGCAAAUAAGAAUGGUGUAAAGAUUACCUUCCCUGUUGACUUUGUCACUGCUGACAAGUUUGAUGAGAAUGCUAAAGUUGGACAAGCUACUGUAGCAUCUGGUGUACCUCCUGGCUGGAUGGCUUUGGACUGUGGUCCUGAGACCAACAAGAAGUUUGCUCAAGUUGUGGCCCAAGCAAAGCUAAUUGUUUGGAAUGGAAGCUUUUAG